Messenger RNA from Symphalangus syndactylus (siamang), 9732 nucleotides. RefSeq names its product ubiquitin specific peptidase 9 Y-linked (gene USP9Y). Gene Ontology annotation, molecular function: cysteine-type deubiquitinase activity. The record is from RefSeq and is a predicted model, not a curated record. Gene Ontology annotation, cellular component: nucleus; cytosol. NCBI's taxonomy places the organism in Eukaryota, Metazoa, Chordata, Mammalia, Primates, Hylobatidae. Gene Ontology annotation, biological process: cell migration; protein deubiquitination.
GGAGGGUAGCUGGUCGCUGCGCUGGGGAUGGUAGGAACCUGCGCAGCUGGUUGGGCGGUCUGUCUUUCCUCUCUCUGUCUCCUCGGUCAGCCGGAUUCAAUCCGCCAUAUUGAAGAGGACGGGUCUAAUAGAUUGCUGGAAACACAAUUUAACUACACCCCGCCCGUUGCGGGACUGUGUUGCUCUGAGUCCCUCCCUCCUUCAUGCCGCUAGCAGGCCCGGACGGAAAUUGCCUUUGUCUUACUUGGGACGUUUACCUCGGCGCUAGGUGCUGGUGUCGGGACCGGCAGGUAGGAGUGAGUCUCGGGAGAGACCUGGCCGAAAACCGCGGGUAAAGAAAAGUGAAGCCUAGUGAAACCGCCUUUGCUGUGACUCAGGAAAAACUCAUCACCUGGAGUCCGUGUAAGCUCAGCGACAGUCCUAGCAGCGAGGCCAAAACAGAGAGCUUGGAGAUAAUUCUGGUGGCUGUGUGGAGGAUGUGUUGGAGGACAACUACAUAAAGAGACAAAAAAAAAGCAAAGAUCUGUGCUGUGUCAAGUAUGACAGCCAUCACUCGUGGCUCUCCAGUAGGAGGGAACGACAGCCAGGGCCACGUUCCUGAUGGCCAGUCUCAGCAUCUCUUCCAACAGAACCAGACCUCAUCACCUGAUUCUUCCAAUGAGAAUUCCGUAGCAACUCCUUCCCCAGAGGAACAAGGGCAAGGUGAUGCCCCACCACAGCAUGAAGAUGAAGAUCCUGCAUUUCCACAUACUGAGCUGGCAAAGCUGGAUGACAUGAUCAACAGGCCUCGAUGGGUGGUUCCUGUUUUGCCAAAAGGGGAAUUAGAAGUACUUUUAGAAGCUGCUAUUGAUCUUAGUGUAAAAGGCCUUGAUGUUAAAAGUGAAGCAUGCCAACGUUUUUUUCGAGAUGGACUAACAGUAUCUUUCACUAAAAUUCUUACGGAUGAGGCCGUGAGUGGCUGGAAGUUUGAAAUUCAUAGAUGUAUUAUUAACAAUACUCAUCGCCUAGUGGAGCUUUGUGUGGCCAAGUUGUCCCAAGAUUGGUUUCCACUUCUAGAACUUCUCGCCAUGGCCUUAAAUCCUCAUUGCAAGUUUCAUAUCUACAAUGGUACACGUCCAUGUGAAUUAAUUUCCUCAAAUGCUCAGUUGUCUGAAGAUGAAUUAUUUGCUCGUUCUUCAGAUCCUCGAUCACCAAAAGGUUGGCUAGUGGAUCUCAUCAAUAAAUUUGGCACUUUAAAUGGGUUCCAGAUUUUGCAUGAUCGUUUUUUUAAUGGAUCAGCAUUAAAUGUUCAAAUAAUUGCAGCUCUUAUUAAACCAUUUGGACAAUGCUAUGAGUUUCUCAGUCAACAUACAGUGAAAAAGUACUUCAUUCCAGUUAUAGAAGUAGUUCCACAUUUAUUGGAAAACUUAACUGACGAAGAACUGAAAAACGAAGCAAAGAAUGAAGCCAAAAAUGAUGCCCUUUCAAUGAUUAUUAAAUUUUUGAAGAACUUAGCUUUAAGAAUUUCAGGACAAGAUGAGACUAUAAAAAAUUUGGAAAUUUUUAGGUUAAAGAUGAUACUCAGAUUGUUGCAAAUUUCCUCUUUUAAUGGAAAGAUGAAUGCACUGAAUGAAAUAAAUAAGGUUAUAUCUAGUGUAUCAUAUUAUACUCAUCGGCAUAGUAAUCCUGAGGAGGAAGAAUGGCUGACAGCUGAGCGAAUGGCAGAAUGGAUACAGCAAAAUAAUAUCUUAUCCAUAGUCUUGCAAGACAGUCUUCAUCAACCACAAUAUGUAGAAAAGCUAGAAAAAAUUCUUCGUUUUGUGAUUAAAGAAAAGGCUCUUACAUUACAGGACCUUGAUAAUAUCUGGGCAGCACAGGCAGGAAAACAUGAAGCCAUUGUGAAGAAUGUACAUGAUCUGCUAGCAAAGUUGGCUUGGGAUUUUUCUCCUGGACAACUUGAUCAUCUUUUUGAUUGCUUUAAGGCAAGCUGGACAAAUGCAAGUAAAAAGCAACGUGAAAAGCUCCUUGAGUUGAUACGUCGUCUUGCAGAAGAUGAUAAAGAUGGUGUGAUGGCACACAAAGUGUUGAACCUUCUUUGGAACCUGGCUCAUAGUGAUGAUGUGCCUGUAGACAUCAUGGACCUUGCUCUCAGUGCCCACAUAAAAAUACUAGAUUAUAGUUGUUCCCAGGAUCGAGAUGCACAAAAGAUACAGUGGAUAGAUCACUUUAUAGAAGAACUUCGCACAGAUGUCAAGUGGGUAAUUCCUGCUCUGAAACAAAUAAGAGAAAUUUGUAGUUUGUUCGGUGAAGCACCUCAAAAUUUGAGUUCUUCUUAUUUCAGUCAAACUCAGCGAAGUCCCCACAUAUUUUAUCGCCAUGAUUUAAUCAACCAGCUUCAACAAAAUCAUGCUUUAGUUACUUUGGUAGCAGAAAACCUUGCAACCUACAUGAAUAGCAUCAGAUUGUAUGCUGGAGAUCAUGAAGGCUAUGAUCCACAAACAGUGAGGCUUGGAAGUCGAUACAGUCAUGUUCAAGAAGUUCAAGAACGACUAAACUUCCUUAGAUUUUUGCUGAAGGAUGGCCAACUGUGGCUCUGUGCUCCUCAGGCAAAACAAAUAUGGAAGUGCUUAGCAGAAAAUGCAGUUUAUCUUUGUGAUCGUGAAGCCUGUUUUAAGUGGUAUUCCAAAUUAAUGGGAGAUGAACCAGACUUGGAUCCUGAUAUUAAUAAGGACUUCUUUGAAAGUAAUGUGCUUCAGCUUGAUCCUUCCCUUUUAACUGAAAAUGGAAUGAAAUGCUUUGAAAGAUUUUUCAAAGCUGUCAAUUGUCGAGAAGGGAAACUAAUAGCAAAAAGAAGAUCCUAUAUGAUGGAUGAUUUGGAAUUAAUUGGACUAGACUACCUUUGGAGGGUUGUGAUUCAGAGUAGUGACGAGAUUGCUAACAGAGCUAUAGAUCUUCUUAAAGAGAUAUACACAAACCUUGGCCCAAGAUUAAAAGUCAAUCAGGUGGUUAUCCAUGAAGACUUCAUUCAGUCUUGCUUUGAUCGUUUGAAAGCAUCAUAUGAUACAUUGUGUGUUUUGGAUGGUGACAGAAACAGUAUUAAUUCUGCCAGACAAGAAGCCAUUCGAAUGGUUAGAGUAUUAACUGUUAUAAAAGAGUACAUUAAUGAAUGUGACAGUGAUUAUCACAAGGAAAGAAUGAUUCUACCUAUGUCCAGAGCAUUUCGUGGCAAACACCUCUCUCUUAUAGUUCGGUUUCCAAACCAGGGCAGACAGGUUGAUGAGUUGGAUAUAUGGUCUCAUACGAAUGACACAAUUGGCUCAGUACGGCGAUGUAUUGUUAAUCGUAUUAAAGCCAAUGUAACCCACACAAAAAUUGAACUUUUUGUGGGUGGUGAGCUGAUAGAUUCUGAAGAUGACAGAAAGCUAAUUGGACAAUUAAACUUAAAAGAUAAAUCUCUAAUUACAGCCAAACUUACACAAAUAAAUUCCAGCAUGCCAUCAAGUCCUGAUAGCUCUUCCGAUUCUUCAACUGCAUCUCCUGGAAACCACUGUAAUCAUUACAAUGAUGGUCCCAAUCUAGAGGUGGAAAGUUGUUUGCCUGGGGUGAUAAUGUCAGUGCAUCCCAGAUACAUCUCUUUCCUUUGGCAAGUUGCAGACUUAGGUAGCAACCUGAAUAUGCCACCUCUUAGAGAUGGAGCAAGAGUACUUAUGAAACUUAUGCCACCAGAUAGAACAGCUGUAGAAAAAUUACGAGCUGUUUGUUUGGACCAUGCAAAACUUGGAGAAGGCAAACUUAGUCCACCCCUUGACUCUCUUUUCUUUGGUCCUUCUGCCUCCGAAGUUCUAUACCUAACAGAGGUAGUUUAUGCCUUGUUAAUGCCUGCUGGUGAGCCUCUAACUGUUGGGUCCUCUGACUUUCAAGUUCACUUCUUGAAAAGUGGUGGCUUACCCCUUGUACUGAGUAUGCUAAUAAGAAAUAACUUCUUGCCAAAUACAGAUACAGAAACUCGAAGGGGUGCUUAUUUAAAUGCUCUUAAAAUAGCCAAACUGUUGUUAACUGCGAUUGGCUAUGGCCAUGUUCGAGCUGUAGCGGAAGCUUGUCAGCCAGUUGUAGAUGGUACAGACCCCAUAACACCGAUUAACCAGGUUACUCGUGAUCAAGCAGUGGUGCUACAAAGUGCCCUUCAGAGCAUUCCUAAUCCCUCAUCCGAGUGCAUACUUAGAAAUGAGUCCAUACUUCUUGCUCAGCAAAUAUCUAAUGAGGCUUCAAGAUAUAUGCCUGAUAUUUGUGUAAUUAGAGCUAUACAGAAAAUUAUCUGGGCAUCAGCAUGUGGGGCAUUAGGACUAGUAUUUUGCCCAAAUGAAGAAAUAACUAAAAUUUAUCAGAUGGCCACCAAUGGAAGCAAUGAGCUGGAGGUGGAAGAUGAACAAGUUUGCUGUGAAGCACUGGAAGUGAUGACCUUAUGUUUUGCUUUACUUCCAACAGCAUUGGAUGCACUUAGUAAAGAAAAAGCCUGGCAGACCUUCAUCAUUGACUUAUUAUUGCACUGUCCAAGCAAAACUGUUCGUCAUUUGGCACAGGAGCAGUUCUUUUUAAUGUGCACCAGAUGUUGCAUGGGACACAGGCCUCUGCUUUUCUUCAUUACUUUACUCUUUACCAUAUUGGGGAGCACAGUAAGAGAGAGGGGUAAAUAUUCAGGCGAUUAUUUCACACUUUUACGGCACCUGCUCAAUUAUGCUUACAAUGGCAAUAUUAACAUACCUGAUGCUGAAGUUCUUCUUGUCAGUGAAAUUGAUUGGCUCAAAAGGAUUAGGGAUAAUGUUAAAAACACAGGUGAAACAGGUGUCGAAGAGCCAAUACUGGAAGGCCACCUUGGGGUAACAAAAGAGUUACUGGCAUUUCAAACUUCUGAGAAAAAGUAUCACUUUGGUUGUGAAAAAGGAGGUGCUAAUCUCGUUAAAGAAUUAAUUGAUGAUUUCAUCUUUCCCGCAUCCAAAGUUUACCUGCAAUAUUUAAGAAGUGGAGAACUACCAGCUGAGCAGGCUGUUCCAGUCUGUAAUUCACCCAUUACCGUCAGUGCCGGUUUUGAGCUACUUGUAGCAUUAGCUAUUGGCUGUGUAAAGAAUCUCAAACAGAUAGUAGACUGUUUGACUGAAAUGUAUUACAUGGGCACAGCAAUAACUACUUGUGAAGCACUUACUGAGUGGGAGUAUCUGCCCGCUGUUGGACCCCGCCCACCAAAAGGAUUUGUGGGACUCAAAAAUGCUGGUGCUACGUGUUACAUGAACUCUGUGAUCCAGCAGCUAUACAUGAUUCCUUCUAUCAGGAACAGUAUUCUUGCAAUUGAAGGCACAGGUAGUGAUUUAGACGAUGAUAUGUUCGGGGAUGAGAAGCAGGACAGUGAGAGUAAUGUUGAUCCCCGAGAUGAUGUAUUUGGAUAUCCUCAUCAAUUUGAAGAGAAACCAGCAUUAAGUAAGACAGAAGAUAGGAAAGAGUACAAUAUUGGUGUCCUAAGACAGCUUCAGGUCAUCUUUGGUCAUUUAGCUGCUUCCCGACUACAAUACUAUGUACCCAGAGGAUUUUGGAGACAGUUCAGGCUUUGGGGUGAACCUGUUAAUCUCCGUGAACAACAUGAUGCCUUAGAGUUUUUUAAUUCUUUGGUGGAUAGUUUAGAUGAAGCUUUAAAAGCUUUAGGACACCCAGCUUUACUAAGUAAAGUCCUAGGAGGCUCCUUUGCUGAUCAGAAGAUCUGCCAAGGUUGCCCACAUAGGUAUGAAUGUGAAGAAUCUUUUACAACUUUGAAUGUGGAUAUUAGAAAUCAUCAAAAUCUUCUUGAUUCUUUGGAACAGUAUGUCAAAGGAGAUUUAUUGGAAGGUGCAAAUGCUUAUCAUUGUGAAAAAUGUGAUAAAAAGGUUGACACAGUAAAGCGCCUGCUAAUUAAAAAAUUGCCUCGGGUUCUUGCUAUCCAACUCAAACGAUUUGACUAUGACUGGGAAAGAGAAUGUGCAAUUAAAUUCAAUGAUUAUUUUGAAUUUCCUCGAGAGCUGGAUAUGGGACCUUACACAGUAGCAGGUGUUGCAAAGCUGGAAAGGGAUAAUGUAAACUCAGAAAAUCAGUCGACUGAACAGAAAGAGCAGUCUGACAAUGAAACUACAGGAGGCACAAAGUACAGACUUGUAGGAGUGCUUGUACACAGUGGUCAAGCAAGCGGUGGGCAUUAUUAUUCUUACAUCAUUCAAAGGAAUGGUAAAGAUGAUCUGAGAGAUCACUGGUAUAAAUUUGAUGAUGGAGAUGUAACAGAAUGCAAAAUGGAUGAUGAUGAAGAAAUGAAAAAUCAGUGUUUUGGUGGAGAGUACAUGGGAGAAGUAUUUGAUCACAUGAUGAAGCGCACGUCAUAUAGGCGGCAGAAGAGGUGGUGGAAUGCUUACAUACUUUUUUAUGAACAAAUGGAUAUGAUAGAUGAAGAUGAUGAGAUGAUAAGAUAUAUAUCAGAGCUAACUAUUGCAAGACCCCAUCAGAUCAUUAUGUCACCAGCCAUUGAGAGAAGUGUACGGAAACAAAAUGUGCAAUUUAUGCAUAACCGAAUGCAAUAUAGUUUAGAAUAUUUUCAGUUUGUGAAAAAACUGCUUACAUGUAAUGGUGUUUAUUUAAACCUUGCUCCAGGGCAGGAUUAUUUGUUGCCUGAAGCAGAAGAAAUUACUAUGAUUACUAUUCAGCUUGCUGCUAGAUUCCUCUUUACCACUGGAUUUCACACCAAGAAAAUAGUUCGUGGUCCUGCCAGUGACUGGUAUGAUGCACUAUGCAUUCUCCUCCGUCACAGCAAGAAUGUACGUUUUUGGUUUACUCAUAAUGUCCUUUUUAAUGUAUCAAAUCGCUUCUCUGAAUACCUUCUGGAGUGCCCUAGUGCAGAAGUGAGGGGUGCAUUUGCAAAACUUAUAGUGUUUAUUGCACACUUUUCCUUGCAAGAUGGGUCUUGUCCCUCUCCUUUUGCAUCUCCAGGACCUUCUAAUCAGGCAUGUGAUAACUUGAGCUUGAGUGAUCACUUACUAAGAGCCACACUAAAUCUCUUGAGAAGGGAAGUUUCAGAGCAUGGACGUCAUUUACAGCAAUAUUUUAAUUUGUUUGUAAUGUAUGCCAAUUUAGGUGUGGCGGAAAAAACACAGCUUCUGAAAUUGAAUGUACCUGCUACCUUUAUGCUUGUGUCUUUAGACGAAGGACCAGGUCCUCCAAUCAAAUAUCAGUAUGCUGAAUUAGGCAAGUUAUAUUCAGUAGUGUCUCAGCUGAUUCGUUGUUGCAAUGUGUCAUCAACAAUGCAGUCUUCAAUCAAUGGUAAUCCCCCUCUCCCCAAUCCUUUCGGUGACCCUAAUUUAUCACAGCCUAUAAUGCCAAUUCAGCAGAAUGUAGCAGACAUUUUAUUUGUGAGAACAAGUUAUGUGAAGAAAAUCAUUGAAGACUGCAGUAACUCAGAGGAUACCAUCAAAUUACUUCGCUUUUGCUCUUGGGAGAAUCCUCAGUUCUCGUCUACUGUCCUCAGCGAACUUCUCUGGCAGGUUGCAUAUUCAUAUACCUAUGAACUUCGGCCAUAUUUAGAUCUGCUUUUGCAAAUUUUACUGAUUGAGGACUCCUGGCAGACUCCCAGAAUUCAUAAUGCACUUAAAGGAAUUCCAGAUGACAGAGAUGGGCUGUUCGAUACAAUACAGCACUCGAAGAAUCACUAUCAAAAACGAGCAUAUCAGUGUAUAAAAUGUAUGGUAGCUCUAUUUAGCAGUUGUCCUGUUGCUUACCAGAUCUUACAGGGUAAUGGAGAUCUUAAAAGAAAAUGGACCUGGGCAGUGGAAUGGCUAGGAGAUGAACUUGAAAGAAGACCAUAUACUGGCAAUUCUCAGUAUACUUACAACAAUUGGUCUCCUCCAGUACAAAGCAAUGAAACAUCAAAUGGUUAUUUCUUAGAAAGAUCACAUAGUGCUAGGAUGAUACUUGCAAAAGCUUCUGAACUCUGUCCAGAAGAGGUAAAAAAAAACAAACAAACAAAAAAAGCCACCAAUGGACAGCAGAUGGAAAUGGGAAAAAGAAAAGUAUUUUUUUUUAAUGUGAGCCAGAUGACCAGGAUGCCCCAGAUGAGCAUGAACCCACUCCAUCAGAAGAUGCCCCAUUAUAUCCUCAUUCACCGGGCUCUCAGUAUCAACAGAAUAAUCAUGUGCAUGGACAGCCAUAUACAGGACCAGCAGCACAUCACUUGAACAACCCUCAGAAAACUGGCCAACGAACAGAAGAAAAUUAUAAAGGCAAUGAAGAAGUAUCCUUACCUCAGAUGAAGGAUCAGUGAAAAGCAAUAAUUAACUGCUUCCUUUAUGACCAUGCACUAAGGCCUUACAGUCCAAACUUUCUCUGUGCCUGGCUGAUAUUGAAAACUAGAUAAACUGUUCCAAACCAACAUGGAGUAGAGAGCAUAUUCACUGUCUCAUUUACAGUAAUUUGCAAUUUGUCAGUGUAUAAGACACAUGCAGGGUGAAGUGUACAGAGUUUUGUAAUGAUUGGUCCUAAUCUGUAAAUGAGAAAGGUAUAUAUACUAUGUUAAUGUCUGACUAUUAAUUCUUAAGCAAGAAACUUUUUCUGAUGAAAGUAAGUCAGAUCUACACAGUCACACAAUUAUUUUUUGUUGUGUUCACUGCCUUGUGCAAUUGAUAUUGCCUGCUUUGUGCAGUUUGGUCAUCUUACCGACUUCCCCCUAAAAAAGAGAACAUAAAAGAACCCAUCUUUGUCAGUUUACACCAAUAGUUUCUUGUUAAUCCUUUUUUCCUGGAUAUAUAAGGCUGGUGGUAACUUUUGAAUUAUAUGGUUGAUGUGGAAAAUUGGUAGUGUAACAUUUCUAGAUAUUUUUCAUUACCUCUUUAUUCUGGUAUAUAGGCUAACCACUUUAAAGCUAUUCUUAUGCUGUAACAGUUAGCAUGGCUUCACACUGUUUGUGUAGCCAAGAGGACAGAAUUACAUGAGUGACAGCAGUUGCCCAGAGUAACAGCUAUAUAUUGCUCAGAGCUUUUAUUUCUUAUACCUAGAAUAAAUAUAAAAUGGGGGAAAAAUGUGACAGAAAAGCAGUUUUUCAUUGCACACAUGUUCUUCACAUUAAUGUUUGGUAGUUCAAUUUCUUGAUGAGCUAAAGAAUGUCAAAGUAUCGAUAACAGGAAUUUUAAAAUAUUAAAACCAAUAUGCAAAAUUUUCCUAUGUGAGAAUGUGGUGGAGCAUAAUAGAUAGAUUGUAUUUGGUGGGCUUGGGAUUUUUUUUUCUGUAGAAUUUAUUAAGUGAAGUUUCUAAAACCUUGCUGCUUCUAAUCCGAGUGAAGUGUACAUCAUAAGAAUCCAUAGUACUUUGAAGUACCAUUGCACCAAGAUGUCUGACUGAAUUCUUAGUCACACUUUUACUUGAAAGAAAGAAUUGUUGUAGUUUUUUUCAUUAUUCUAAAACUCUUGUUGUUAGAUACAAGAUUUAAUUAAGAUCUAAGCUCCUGCUUAUUUAAUAUAAUUCUAAGGUACCAUUUUAGAAAAAACAUUUGUUUUAAGAUUCCAAGAAACCUGUGAGUUAAUACUAUAUUUAAAAGAGAAUUGGUAAAUUUUGAAUGUGUGUAGUAUUUUGGAACCUGUUUAAAAACCAAAUAUACCUGCAAAUAGAUACAGCCUAUCCUAUACUAUUUAAAUGUUUGGCUGUUUUGUUUUAUAGAAAUUAUUUUGCUGAAUUCACAAAUAAAAUUUAAGAAGA